AUGGCGGCUGGAUCGACUACCCAGAAUGCGCAGCCGCAGCUGCUGUUCGUGGACGGCACCUUCCCCGAGCUGGCCGGCGAGAUGGCAGACUACCUCCACAUCGCCGACGAGGUUAAGCCCCUGCUGGAGGACGAGUCCAAGAGGGAUGAGGCCCUCGCCAAGCUUGUUCGCUCCUCCUCGGCUCUGACCUCUGUCCCCGAGAAGGAGUUCACCGCCGCGUCCAACCUCAUGAUCCACCUCGUCAUGCAGUCCAACGAGCCCAAGAAGCACCUGCCCGCGCUGUGCCAGGCCUUCAGCAAGCCCAUCGCCACGUCGCCCAUCAACGGCGUCGGCCUGAGCCUCAACGCCUUGACGACCGUGUUCAACCUCAUCGACCCCAAGAACCCCAUUCGCUUCAACGUCUUUUCCGCCAUUCUCAAGUUCCUCAAGGCACAUGGCAUGUUCGACACGAUCGAGCCCUACCUCAAGCACAUUCCCACCUGGUUCGAUGACUGGAACACGGGCGAGGAGUACCAGCGGAACAUGUAUGUCGACAUUUCUGAGGUUGCGGCCGAGGCAGGCCAGGACGGACAGAGCUACGAGUACCUUCUCAAAGCCCUGCGCACGUUCGAUGCCGACGACAAGGAGGAGCUUGCCUCUGAGGAGGCUCAAGAGCUCUCCCUGCGCGCCGUCAAGGAGGCCCUCCUGUCGCCCACGCACCUCCUCUUCACCGAUGUCCGCAGCAUACCCAGUGUCCAGAACCUCAGCGAGACGCACCCCGUCUGCACAAAGGGGCUCAACGAGGUACUUCGCAAGGAGGAGGCCAACGCCAAGGCUCAGAAGGAGCGCGAGGUGCAGGAGCUCGAGCGCAAGCUCCAGGGCGCCGGCCUCGAGGGCGGCAGCGGCGGUGGCGCCGGUGGACGGCAGCGCGGCGGCAACCAGGGUCGCCGGGACAACAGGGAGCGUGAGCCCAGAGAGCCCAAGGAGCCCCGGGAACCGAAGCUGAGGACGGACGACGACGACUGA
Molecule: messenger RNA, 1005 nt
Organism: Verticillium alfalfae VaMs.102
Lineage: Eukaryota; Fungi; Ascomycota; Sordariomycetes; Glomerellales; Plectosphaerellaceae
Product: PCI domain-containing protein
Exons: 3
Coding region: 1-1005 (334 amino acids)
Biological process (GO): cytoplasmic translational initiation
Cellular component (GO): eukaryotic translation initiation factor 3 complex
Source: RefSeq, a predicted model, not a curated record